Molecule: messenger RNA, 1778 nt
Organism: Apus apus (common swift)
Lineage: Eukaryota; Metazoa; Chordata; Aves; Apodiformes; Apodidae
Product: magnesium transporter NIPA2-like
Exons: 5
Coding region: 1-1074 (357 amino acids)
Biological process (GO): magnesium ion transport
Cellular component (GO): membrane
Molecular function (GO): magnesium ion transmembrane transporter activity
Source: RefSeq, a predicted model, not a curated record
AUGGGGGGCCCGGAGGGGCGGCCCGGCUUCUGCCUGGGGCUGGGCCUGGCCCUGGCCUCCAGCGCCUUCAUCGGCAGCAGCUUCAUUCUCAAGAAGAAGGGGCUGCUCCGGCUGUGCCGCCGCGGCCGCGCCAGGGCAGGGCAAGGAGGUCACGCAUACCUGCGAGAAUGGCUUUGGUGGGCAGGGCUGCUGUGCAUGGGAGUUGGAGAAGCAGCAAAUUUUGCUGCCUAUGCCUUUGCCCCUGCAACACUGGUAACUCCACUGGGUGCUCUAAGUGUCCUUGUUAGUGCAAUUCUGUCUUCCACCUUUCUGAAUGAGCAGCUGAAUGUUCAUGGGAAGAUUGGCUGCAUCCUGAGUAUCCUUGGCUCCACGGUGAUGGUGAUCCAUGCUCCGCAGGAAGAAGAGGUUUCCAGCCUGGAGUCAAUGGCAGAGAAGCUGAAAGACCCAGGAUUCAUUGUAUUUGCUGUGUGUGUCCUGGUGAGCUCCCUUCUGCUUAUCUUUGUGGCUGGACCCCGUUAUGGACAGAGCAACGUCCUGGUUUAUGUUCUGGUCUGCUCUGCCAUCGGCUCCCUUUCUGUGUCCUGUGUCAAAGGCUUGGGGAUUGCCCUGAAAGAGCUCUUCUCUGGGAAGCCAGUCCUGAAAGAACCACUGGGCUGGGUGCUCCUGGUGUGCCUGGUGAUCUGCAUCAGUGUCCAGAUCAACUAUUUGAACAAAGCCUUGGACAUCUUCAACACAUCGGUGGUCACACCCAUUUACUACGUGCUGUUCACCACAGCAGUCAUGACAUGCUCUGCCAUCCUCUUCAAGGAGUGGCAGCACAUGGUGCUGGGCAACAUCAUCGGCACCAUCAGUGGCUUCCUCACCAUAGUGUCUGGCAUCUUCCUCCUGCAUGCCUUCAGGGAUGUGCCCUUCACCCCCGACCUCCUGCCCCUCUUCCUGCAGCAAGGCAGGGCAGACCUGCACGCCUUGUGGAGGAGCACAGACAGACAUCAGUCAUGUCAGCACCAGCCUCUUCUGCCCUCGGAGGACAAAGGCUGUCAGAGCCCAGAGGAGAAGGAAGGUGAAAGUGUGUGAGGAAGCCUCUGAACUACCAGUUUUUUGCUCCCAAUGCUGAGCAGGUCCAUGGCAAGGUUGAACACGCUGCCUCAGCUGCUGCUAGCUUCUGCUGCACUAGCAGGAGCUGACACUUCCUGCUUUCCUGCCCCAGACAUGAGAUGGGUGACCUGCCAUUGCCAGGAGGCUGACAGGGACAGCAGCUUCCUGCAGCUACAUACAGGAGCCCUGAGAACUGCCCAGUUCUGGGAUCUGGUGCCUCUUUACUGUUCUUCUUCAUAAAGAAUUCAUCUGUCUAUCUGGGCCCCUCUGCUGCACAGAGGCCUGCAAUACUAACACAGUGUUAACCGUUAUUGAAUGCAAAGACCAUGCAUUUGGGGAGUCCUCACAGCUUCUUUUUUUUCAAUAUACUCGGAGAUCAGCAGUUACAAAAUAAUCUAACAUGGUGCUAAGAUUCCAGGGAGACGAUGGAUGUCUGGUUUCAAAGAUGACAUACCCAGAAUAUAAAACAUUUCCUGUCAAGUACUUUUUUUGCUCACUCUGCUAGAAUUUAUUUACAGAUUCACAUCCAAGGACAGAAUACAGCCAAAACUGGAAAAUUUCAGUGGUGCUGCCACCUGCUACUGUGGCUCUUAGGGAGGGACUAACCUCUUCACAUGUCUGCUGUGCAGGCUGAUGAAGUACCUGCUUUACUGUGUUCUAUUAAAAACUGAUCUGUUCAGUUA